GGCAUCCGCCGCUGCCGAGGUAGGAGUCGCGCGGCCGCCGCAUUAGCAGCGGCCCGUGAAGGCGGCUUCGCUCCUCGGCUUCCCUCGGCCAGCCAUGGAGGACGCCGGGGGGUGAGCGCCUUGGCGGCGGCGCGCAGAGCAGGAAGGGAAAGGAAGGGAAAGGGAAAGGGAAGGGAGGGCGGCCUUGGCAGGAGGAUGCGCGAGUACAAGGUGGUGGUGCUGGGCUCGGGCGGGGUGGGCAAGUCCGCGCUCACGGUCCAGUUCGUGACCGGCACCUUCAUCGAGAAGUACGACCCCACCAUCGAGGACUUCUACCGCAAGGAGAUCGAGGUGGACGCCUCGCCCUCGGUGCUGGAGAUCCUGGACACGGCCGGCACCGAGCAGUUCGCCUCCAUGCGGGACCUCUACAUCAAGAACGGGCAGGGCUUCAUCCUCGUCUACAGCCUCGUCAACCAGCAGAGCUUCCAGGACAUCCGCCCCAUGCGCGACCAGAUCAUCCGCGUCAAGAGGUAUGAAAAGGUGCCUGUAAUCUUGGUUGGAAAUAAAGUGGACCUGGAAAGCGAGAGAGAAGUUUCAUCGAGUGAAGGAAGAGCCCUGGCUGAAGAAUGGGGUUGUCCUUUUAUGGAGACUUCUGCUAAAAGUAAAACAAUGGUGGAUGAGCUCUUUGCAGAGAUUGUCAGACAGAUGAACUAUGCCUCUCAGCCAGAUAAAGAUGACCCAUGCUGUUCUGCAUGUAAUAUACAAUAGCAUUCCAAAUGAUGGAAUUGGACCCAUUUCGCUGUGUUUUUGGUAAGGUUAUACAACUGGCUACUUCACUUCGUGACUUAAAGUUGGGUCUUGUGGGAUAAGUCCAGAGUGGAGUUUCAGCAUUAACUCUAAAUGGGACGUUGAAGUUGAUCAGUGUAGCAGAAGAAUUGGGAAUAAGCUUCUAAAGUUCACUUACCUGCAGCACAUCUCCUACGCCUGCAACUCUGUGGUACAGCCAACAGUUUUACAGGGUGAGCACAAACAAUGUGUGUUGGCUUUGUCAGACAACCGCUACAGCUCUAAGCUAAGAGUUGGUGAUGGUGGAAAGGAGAGCACCAGCAAAGACCCUUUGCACUCUGCGUAUUCUUUACUGAUAAGUAAAGGUUAACAAAAUGUGUGAGUAUGCAUUUGGAUUUUCAGGACUUGUCGCUUGUGGCCAAGUUCGCUCAGUCAAAUAUUCCCAUCUUCAACACAAAUGUUAGCAGGAUUAUUGGCCAAGUGAUGUGAUUCUGUUUCCCCCUUAUCCCAAAUUUGAUUUUUUUUCUAUGAUCCAAUCAUGCGCAAAGGAAAAUAUUCUAUCAUUACUUGAAAGUAAAGCGAGGAGCUCUGAAAAGAACCAACGGUUUGUGAAGUGAACAGGAGGACAUUGGAAUGUGUUAAAAUAUUCUGCUUUGCUGCUCAGAAAUAGUGGAUUACUUCGGAUGCUGUUCAGUCAAGAAAACAAACAAACCCUCUGUUUACAUAGCAGGCAAUGUGUUCAUCUCUUUACUGAACCAGGAAGAAGUGACUGUAAUGAGGGUAAAAAUGCUUAGCCUUACUAACAAGGAAAGUUUUAGCACAUUAACAAGUACCACCUUGUAAGGAAAAUGAAGCCAUGUUGUAUCCAGAUGUUCCUUCUUGCAGAAACCUCGUGGGGACUGUGAGCAUCCAGCAUUCUUCAGUUUAAGGAUACCAGUUUCUUUCUUGCCUUUAAGGGCUAUGUCUUUGAUGUGAUAUUCCCAACUAACCUAUGGAAUUCAGAUUUGCCAUUUUAUAGCUUUAAUGUUGGCAAUUUCGUUAAUUGAAAUAACUGUGUGAAGUUACUUUGGCUCAGAAGUUAAAUACACAAUAUUGUAAUUCUGUAUGUGAGCAAGAAAGGAGUUCUUGUCUUCAGUUGCCUAAUUUGCUAGUCAGGUGCUGCCGCCAUACAGUGAUCCUGUUGCCCUGGUUAUUGCUGUGACACGUAGUGAGUGAAAACAUUGUUUUGAAAUGGUGCUCAGCCUCUGAUCUUAAUUUUCAUAGCAGUGAAAUACAUUAUACUUUGCAUGACUUAACAGCACCUCCUGUAUCUAUUCUGAUGUCUUACAAUCAGGAAGUUUCCAAUCAGAAUGUCUAAGGUUGAAAUGCUGGAGUGAUCAUGUUGAGCUGGACUUUAAUUGUGGAUUAAAUUUGGCCUUUUAAAUGCAAUAUCAUCACUGAGCCUGUGGUCCAAAUGCCACCCCACCAUUUGGUUUCUCAGUCUUGUGAAGUAGCUGUGUAGUCUGUUGUGUAGAUGACUGGAGAUGAGUGUAUGUGUCUUGCGUGUUUGUGUGUGCGUGUGUGUAUGUGUUGGUGGGUGGGUGUGGAACUUUUUACAAAUGCUGUAAUGAACUUGAGUUCUGAGAUGUUUGCCUCUAUCAGCAGAAAAACAACCUGCAAUCUAAAGUGUGACUGAAGAAACUGAAUUCAAAAACAUGUGACAACACUUUGCCACUUUAUUUCUUACACCGCAGAGUACUUGUCAUUUAGUUUACUUUCUAGUGAUUUAAUAAUAAUUAUGGAUGAUCAUAGGCCACUAUUGCCUUAGUCCUUGCAUGAUUUCUUUUCAUAAUCAAGAAAGCAGAGAGUGUAAUGCUUAAACAUGAGGUCCUGCUCUAGAAAUGCAACUCUUCCCUCAAGCAGCUUGCACAGUCUUGAAAGUUGUGGCAUCUUUCGUACAUCUCAUAUUAAGAACUUGCAUGUGUUUGGGAAUGGGGAAACUAUCAUCAGUUCACAUUCCCUGAAAUAUCUGAGGAAUGUUAUACAGCUGUUAAUUUGUCUGUUGAGAAAAUAAUCAGCUUCACCGCUCAAGUAAGAAUGAAAUAGAACCUUAAUUUUGAUUGCAUAUUUUACCAAUUUGAUGAGUUUUCUGUUUUGCAUGUCAGAUUGUUAAUGUAGUCAUGAUAGUGACAUGAGUAAAAUGAAUGACAGGCACACAUGGGAGUUCUGGUAAAAAUGGGCAUUAUUUUCAUAUAGAAGUUCUCACAUAACAUGGUGGUUUCAGAGUACUCCCACAAUAACACUUUAUUGCUGUUUUAGAGACGAAGCAUUGUGUGUUCUCAAAAAAAAAAGGGUAACCAUUGUAUUUUCAGGAGCCAGGUUGUGUGCUUCUUGGAUCCUGCUUACAUGGCUAUAGUGGGACACUUAGGAAUAUAUUUAAUUAAAAUAUUUUUAAUCAGCAGGAGGGGUAUUAAAGGCUAUAGAUAAUCACAUUUACAUGAGUGCUUUUCCUCAUGUUAUGUGUUCAGGCCAGUGGAGUAAAUCACCGAUAAAACGGGUGUCUACUGUCACCAGUCGUCUAGUGCCAAUCCAAGCAGUGCCAGCGCUUUAUCGAUUCCUCCUUCUUUUCUUGUGGUGCUGAUUGGCCUCUUGCCCUUCGAACCAUUGAUCUGGCACAUCUGUCUUUUUAUAUUAUUUCUCAUUGGUUGACACAGAUUUAAAGAAACCAGGCACCACGGUGGUCAGCCUUUUCGUCCCCAACUGAGCCACUUGACAGCCCUGGUUGGAUGCCACUGGAUGUAUGGCACUUUUCAGAUAUAAACCCUGUGAUAGUCCAUCAAAAUGCCAUUGCAACAUUCCUCCAUUUAUAGAUAUCACAGUGUGGCACAUUGGAAAAUCUUGGAAGUUGCUUGUCAAGGAUGACUGCUUAUUUUUGUAUCUUGAUCAGAUUCCAGUGAUAAUCCAUUCUUUUGGGUGUAACAUGCCUUAAAAUAUUAUCAUUUGAUCCAAAGACCCACUGUUCUUUAGCUAUACUUGUAGAGCUUUGUAUUUUUAUGCCGCUGGCAUGUUUAGUUGAUACUGUUAUAGAAAGGUACAACUUCUUUUAAAAAUAGGUUUUCCCGCUUUGAAAAUUAGAUCAAACCAGCAUCUGUUCCAAAAGUUGUUAAAAGAAAAGCUUCUCUCCACUCUUCCCACCCAGUCCACAGCUUUCAACUUAUUGAUUACAGCUUUUGAGGACUUUCUUGGGUUUGCCCUGGUAGGACCAACAUUUCCACUUUAAUUCCACUUCUGUUCUAAAGUAGCAUUAGUUUCUGUGGGCAAACUUACCAGUAUUUAUUUUUCAACAUGACACAUGCUGCCUAAAGAUGUUGUCCAUUUAGGGUGAGGGGAUUCAUGGUUUUUCACCAGUCUGCAGCUGAAUCACUGAUUGGACUGUAAUUGCAAAACUCCGUGACAAAGAAAAAUUGACAACUGCAGGGAUUUAAAGGUGCAUGAUUCCUCUGUCAGUUCUUGAUCAGGGUUUCAAGAAGGGAUUGCAGUGUGUUUUUGGAAACUAGGUGAAAUAAUUGAUGGUUUGGGAUUUCCUAGAGUGGAAUAAAGAUAUCUAACGGUUGAUGAUUGAGCUCUGUUACAACUGAUAGCUGGGGAAAUGGAGUACGUUUUAUAAGGUGUCAGUUGUUUCAAUCAAGAGGUUUCAAAAGUCAAAUUGUACAUAGAGAACUCAAUGCAAACUCAGCAGUUGUAUUUGGAGUUAAAUUAUUUUAACAAAUAAAUUUAUUUAAUGAAA
Messenger RNA from Anolis sagrei ordinatus, 4531 nucleotides. It is a transcript of the gene RAP2A, whose product is annotated as RAP2A, member of RAS oncogene family. NCBI's taxonomy places the organism in Eukaryota, Metazoa, Chordata, Lepidosauria, Squamata, Anolidae. Gene Ontology annotation, molecular function: GDP binding; GTPase activity; GTP binding. The record is from RefSeq and is a predicted model, not a curated record. Gene Ontology annotation, cellular component: plasma membrane. Gene Ontology annotation, biological process: Rap protein signal transduction; negative regulation of cell migration.